Messenger RNA from Coregonus clupeaformis (lake whitefish), 1151 nucleotides. RefSeq lists its product as uncharacterized. The coding region runs from base 1 to 1047 and encodes 348 amino acids. Lineage: Eukaryota; Metazoa; Chordata; Actinopteri; Salmoniformes; Salmonidae. The transcript is spliced from 5 exons. The record is from RefSeq and is a predicted model, not a curated record.
AUGGCUUUGAGAACAGCAGGAAGUGUGUUGGUGGUCUUUCUCUGGUCUGUGACAGUGGUACUGGGUCAGAAUGGCUGGAGUGUGACUUACACCCCUCAGAGUAUCUGUACCUUGAAGGGGUCAACAGUGGAGCUGUCCUGCUCUUACACAUAUCCCAGUGGUACAGUCACAACAACCUUCUGGUUCACAAAAAAUGAUGCUGAGGGGAAUCCUUUUAGUCUGAGUGAUGACCCAGAAUACAUAGAUCGUGUGACGUACCAUAGAGAUAACAAGAAUGACUGCACUCUAAGAAUCACAGACCUGAGAGAGAGUGACGCAGCUACGUACAAGUUCAGAUUUAUAACAGAUCAGACCGGAGGGAGAUAUACUGGCAACCCUGGAGUCACUCUGUCUGUCACAGAUCUGCAGGUGAAGGUGACUCCUUAUUCAUUUGUAUCAGCAUGGAAGACACUGACUUGCACCACCUGUAUUCUGACUGGUAACCCCACCUACAUCUGGUACAAGAACGGACAGAUAGUAACUGACAACACUUCCCCCUAUUCAGUCUACCCUGAUGCUGCAGACAGCUACUCCUGUGCUGUAAAAGGCCGUGAGGAUCUCCACUCUCCUGCAGUGUGUGUUCAGGAUCAGAGCUGUAACAGAGUGACUUACACCGACAAGAGAAUAUGUGCUUUGAAGGGGUCAUCAGUGGACAUAUCCUGUAGUUAUUUCAGUUAUCAUCCGAUCAAAACAACAUUCUGGUUUAGAAGUGAUAAGUCGGCACCUGAGGACCUAGCCAGAGACCCAGAGUAUGCAGGCCGGACCCUGGAGAGCCUUCCCUCCACCCUGAGAAUCACAGAUCUGAGAGAGAGCGACUCAGCUGAGUAUAAAUUCAGAUUCAACACACAGAUCUCAGGAUGGGGGUACAGCUUCUCUGGAACAAGUCUGUCUGUCACAGACCUGCAGGUGAAGGUGACUCCUGACACAAUAUCAGAAGGACAUAGUGUGACACUGACCUGUAGCACCACCUGUACUCUGACUGACAACCCCAACCCCACCUACAUCUGAUACAACAACGGACAACUUCUACAUGAGCCCACAUCUCGGCAAUACUCUGUCAAUAAUUCUUAUUCAGACAGUUACUCCUGUGCUGUAAAAGGCCAUGAGGAUCU